Messenger RNA from Culex quinquefasciatus (southern house mosquito), 3587 nucleotides. RefSeq names its product protein Skeletor, isoforms B/C. The coding region runs from base 987 to 3269 and encodes 760 amino acids. The transcript has 11 exons. The record is from RefSeq and is a predicted model, not a curated record. NCBI's taxonomy places the organism in Eukaryota, Metazoa, Arthropoda, Insecta, Diptera, Culicidae.
CAAAGUUUCAGUCCGAGACGAGAAUCCCUGGCGAUAAGCAGCAGCAGCAGCAGACAGAAGCAGCAGGCAGGCCAGCAGCAGCUCCUUCGCGCAGAGCCGCCGGCAACUCUGCUUCUUUUUUUGCCCUGUUUGUGAGGCAAAUAUACUUGAAACGCAACAGUCGGUAGUGCAACUAUUUCAAACAAUUUUGGAAACAUUUAAGGAGUUUUUUUUUUGCUGGAGGAGGCAGCUCAUAUUUGCAGCAAAGUCUGGGGGCGCCUAAAUUGGGCAGCUUCAUCAUCGCAACGCUAAUUGUACCAGUUUUGGAUCUACUGGAAUCUAUUUUGGGCCUAGUCGGCCCCUUGGAUGUUAGCGAGUUUGGGCACGGUGCAAAAAUGGUUUAAAAUUUGCGGAAACGUGUAAAUUUUGGUGGUUUGGAGCGCACCAUGGUCAACUCCCUCCUACAGUUUGACAACGAUCUGAUGGAUUAACCCCAGUUGAGAUGUGAACGAGUGACGAAGAAAUUGCUGUUUUAUUUUUAGUUUGAUUAUGAUUUCCGUGAAAACCCUAGGAUCCACCCUAGUGCAGUACUUAACCCAACUAUAAUAAAUCUAGCUGUAGUGAAAAGAGAAAAAAAUAGUAAAAAUCUGUGAUACGUCUAUGAAAUCAUAUGACAAUAAUUACGUGUGCAGUAGAGUGAAUCAAAAAGUGUGUUUAGUGUGUAAAAGUUAGCUAGCCAAGAAGCCAAAUAAAAGAAAAGAAGAAAAAAGUUCAAUUAUCAAAACCCCAUUAGCGCAAGAAAGGAAAAUUUUCCGCGCGCUCAUCCAGCCCCAAACGUGAUUCUGUCCGCCAUUUUGAAAACGUAAGGAUUUUUCACGGAACCAGUCAGCCAGCAAGCAGAACCUCGCGCUCUCCUGUUCUCUCUCGUGGUGGCGUUCUACCAUCACCACCCCGUGGGGUUCGGAAUUCCGAGCAUAGAAAGAAGAAAACCCAAAAGUUUUGCCACAAUGCACGGCAGGACCUCAAACCACCGCCACCAGGAUGGUGGCCACGAUGGCCGCAGCCCGAACCGGCCCCAGCUAUGGCGCCCCCAGACAACGACGACACCGACGACGACGAUUACUAAUGUUGCACAAACCAGAGCCAGGGAUAUCGUCCUAGUGGGAUUAGCGAUGGCACUCCUACUAGCCGCGAACGUGGAAUCCAAAGCACCGGACCAUUACUACGGACGCGAAAUCGGACGAAUCAACAGUUUUGGCCACGGGGUUCAGGGCCGGGUGUACGCCGUGGACGAGUCAACGCUGUUCGUGAAGGGCUUCGCGUACGACGGAAGCGCCCCGGACGCGUUCUUCUGGGUCGGUAACUCGCCCCGGCCGAGCCCCGAGGGCUACAUCAUCCCCUACCCGGAGGAGUACACCGGACGGGAACCACCAGCACUGGGAGCGCACGAGAACUCGGACAUUAUACUGAAAUUGCCGAUGGGCAAACGAAUCCGGGACAUCCGCUGGCUGUCGGUGUGGUGCAGGCGAUUCACGGUCGACUUUGGCGAAAUCUUCAUUCCGCCAGGUCUAGAGGUUCCCAAGCCCCGAGUCCUACCAGAGUUCAAACGGCUUGCCCACGGGCUCCGCUCCAGCAACAUCAGCAUCUUGGACGCCAAGACGUUCUACAUCCCGAACCUACACUACGACGGUGCCGGACCGGACGCGUACUUCUGGGUCGGCAACGGGUCCGAGCCGAACAUCAUGGGUAUCAAAGUUCCUAACGAGAUUGGCUCGCUGGAACCGCUGCGGGGCUACCAGGGCGAGGACAUCGAGAUCCAGCUGCCCGGGAACUUGACCAUGUACGACAUUGACUGGCUGGCGGUGUGGUGCGUCGAGUACCGGCACAACUUUGGCCACGUCUACAUCCCGAAGGAUCUGGAUAUUCCGCCGGCGCUUGGACAGACCAAGAUCGCGCCGCCAUGGUGGUACAAACCGACCACAUCGUCGACGGUGCCGACCGUCAUAGCGCAUGGGACGACGUCCAAACCCAAGGACGUCAACUGUCGGGAGUUGCUGCCGGGCAAGAUGAACGUCAAGUGGGCCAUCGUCGGCGAGUACGUGGAGAUCGAGCUGAACGGUCGCAUCUCGGAGGAUCAGUACAUGGCGUUCGGGAUAUCGGGCAAGAACGGUCAGCCCAUGAUGAUCGGGUCGGACGUGGUGGUGGCGUUCUACGACAAGAAGCAGCGUCGGUUCCGCGCCGAGGAUUAUUACAUUUCGGCGCUGUCCCAGUGCGACGGAAAGCACGGUGUUUGUCCGGACGAGCGGAUAGGUGGCAAGAACGAUGUGGAGUUUGUUUUUGGUGAUCGCAGUCACGGUGUGACCACCGUCAAGUAUCGUCGUCUGCUGCAAACGAACGAACCGAUCAACGAUCAGGCCUACCCGUCGGAUCGACAGAUCUCGGUGAUUGCGGCCGUUGGACCGCUGAACUCACAGGAGGAGGCCAACGCCCACAACUUCCGGGACGUGACCGCGGACGACAUUCAGAUCAACUUCUCCUCGAAGGACGAUCAUACCUGCAAGGACGCCCUGGACAGCAUCCGCCAGGAGGGAGGGCCGGACGUUUGGCCAACGCGGGUCAUCAACGGGGAACGCAACAUUACGGCCAAAAUUGGACCGACGGGUGGCAAGCGAGGCUACACUCCGCUGACCGGCCAUCCGUCGUGGGGUAUCGCGUGGUACCUGAACGACAUGUUGAUCCCCGAGGUUUACGUAGAGCGAGGCCAGACGUACACGUUCCUGAUCGAAGGCGGAGAUGACUCGACGCAACCGGCCAAGUACCAUCCGUUCUACAUUACGGACUCCAGCGAAGGUGGAUACGGUCAACUGACCGAUGGGCAGCGAAGACGUGAGACGGUCUACGCCGGGGUCGAUUUCGACAAGGACGGCUACCCCUUGCCAACGGCUGCUGGUCGCUACUGCGAGUGGAAGCACCGCUCCGUGGACAGGUCGGACGAGAUUGCCAAGUUCGAGGACUACAUGAAGACGCUGUACCUGGCGUGUGACGAGACGGACUCGCCGCCCGUCUACCUGAACUGGACCGUCGCGGACGACACGCCAGACAUGGUGUACUACCAGUGCUACACCCACCGAAACCUGGGCUGGAAGAUCCACGUGGUGAACCCGGGCAUGACCGGCAAGUUCAACGGGUCGCAUGGUUUGUUCGCCGUGAGUUCGCACAGUAUAGCUCUGCUGGUGGCGGCCGUCGUCACCAGUCUGCUCAUGGUCGCCUCCGGACGGCGCCAGUUCUGAUAGUAACUACUGUCCAUUUCGGGAAAGUUCCGAGCCUCGAACUCGGCAGUGCCAGCGCAAACGCCAACGGCGGCGGCGCCGGUGUAGGCUUAGUAGCGUAGCUAAAAUUUAAACCAAUUUCCGACGGACAGAUGGCGCUCGCGUAACGCGUGCUCUGUGGCGGUUUGAGUCUUGGGAGCGAUCGGUUACUAUAUAUCAGGGGUGCCCAACCUUUUGGCCCUGCGGGCCAGAUCUGAUUUUUCUGAAGCAGUGGCGGGCCGGAACUAAUAUUUGAUAAAAGUUGAUAAAUUAAACUCAUUUUUUUCAUUUUUUUAUGAU